This is a messenger RNA of Chrysemys picta bellii (western painted turtle), 7937 nucleotides long. RefSeq names its product zinc finger translocation associated (gene ZFTA). The record is from RefSeq and is a predicted model, not a curated record. Gene Ontology annotation, biological process: negative regulation of DNA-templated transcription. NCBI's taxonomy places the organism in Eukaryota, Metazoa, Chordata, Testudines, Emydidae.
CCGCUCCGUGGGGACAGGGAUGGGGACUGGUCUAUAUGGGGGCAUUCUACAGGGGCAGGCAGAGGCCCACCCCCGGGACAGGGAAGGGAAAGGGCUGAGCCCAGCCUCACGGACAUAGGGAGAGGAAGGGAAUUCUGUAGGAGAUGAGUCCCGUUCCCUGGGCACAGGAAGGGGAUUCUAUAGGGGAGGGGAUAGUAUAGCGGCUGAGCCCCGCCCCUGGGGGACAGGAAAAAGGAGAGGGAAUUCUAUAAGGGAUGGGGAUUCCAUAGGGUCUGAGCCCCACCCCCUGGACACGAGGGGGGGGCGAGUUAUAUGUGCUGGGCUUUGCUCCCCGAGCACAGCGAAAGGGAAUUCUUCAGGGACUGAAUCGUGCCCCUCAGGAACGAGGAGGGGGAGGGGAUUUUAUAAGGGACGGGAUUCCAUGGGGCAGAACCCGACCCCCAGGACACAUAUGGGGGAUUCUGUAGUGGAUGGGGGUUGGAGCAGUGAGAGAGUGUGGGGAUGGCACUGGGGAUGCCCGUGGAGUGGGAGACAACGUGGGGGGCAGAGGUUUCGCCCAGGCACAGGGAUCGGUCUCCUCAGUGCGGGGGCGCUCUGUGCUGCAUGGGGUAUAGUCGCUCCCAGCACCCCCCUUCGAUCGGGGUAACGGGGGCCUGCAGGGAGCGCACCGCUCUGUGUUAGAACUGGGCGGUGCAUUGAUGGGAGUAGCAGAGACCUGGGGCAUUUCAGUGUAUCGCAAACGCCCCCUUAUAGCCCAGCUCCCCCACUCUCUCCUGGGUUGGGGACUCAGAGUCGCGGGGUGUGUAUGAGAGAACUGGGGCUGCUAAUAACCAUCGGAGCCCCCUUAUAUCCCAGCCCUCUACCCCAUAUAUCCCCGUUCCCCUCCCCGUAUCCCAGUCCCCGCCUUGAGUCCUCGCUCCCCUCUCUAGGGCUGGGGAGGGGACUCAGAGUCGCGAGGGGGGGGGGGCGGAUGAGACCCGGGGGGUGCCCCCAUCUCCUUCCCCCCACGCUGCAGAAAUAGAGCGCGGCCCCUUUAAAUUUACCCAGGAGCCCUUAAAGGAGCCCCAGGGGCCCCAGGCAGGAAUCCCCACCCCGGCCGGAGCAGCCUGGCUCGGCCGCAGCCGCCGUACGGAGCCCGGGAGUCCCCUCCCCGCGCGGGCAGGGCUCUGCGGCAGCCCCGAGCCUGCCCCGCGGCCCCGGCGCGGAUGGACAGGCGGCCGGAGGGGGGCGGGUGCUGACGGACGCACGGACAGAGGGAUGGAGCCGCCUCCCUCUCCUCCCCCCCGCCGCCCCGUCAAACGGGAGCCCCUGGACCCGGAGGCAGAGGAAUCCCCAAGCCAGGACAACUCCGGCAGCACCGAGGCCCCUGAGUUGAUGCUAGGGGGGUCCCUGGCAUGGAGGACCCCCAAGGAGCACCCUCUAAUGGCCCCAGGGGGGCGGAAGUACUCAGAUCACUGUGAGGAGCGGGCAUCUCGGCCUGGGAAGAGCCGCAUCCCUGGGCGGGACCAUCGGCGCUAUUAUCACGAGCACUGGCGGGCUGAGUACCUGAUGGACUUCAACCCGGCACGGCAUGGCAUGAUCUGCAUGGUGUGUGGCAGCGCGCUGGCCACCCUCAAGCUGAGCACCAUCAAGCGUCACAUCCGCCAGAAGCACCCCUACUCCGGGGGCUGGGGCCCCCGUGAGAAGCAGGUCAUCAUCCAGAGUUGGGACGCCCACCUCGGGCUGGACGGGGAGCUUGAGGGGCACGGAGACCUCGCCCAGGCACCUGACAGCCUGCAGGGAGCACAAGGGUUGCUGUCGGCGGGGGGCGGGUUCCGGCGUCGGCGCCGUGCCCCAUGCCCAUUCCCACGGGGGGCUGCCCGGCGGCCGGCGCUCGGAGGCAGGAAGGCAUCACCCAGCGCCCGCCGGCUGGAGCGCUACGUGCGUGAGUCCCUGCAGAGCUGGUUCCAGGCCGAGUUCCUCAUGGAUUACGAUGCCCAGGGCAACCGGCUGCGCUGCAUGAUGUGUGGGCGUGGGCUGCCCAGCCUCAACCUGGAUGACAUCAAGCGCCACGUGCUGCAAGCCCACCCCGCCUCGCUCGCCUUCAGCCCCGCUGAGAAGGGUGCCAUCCUGGAGGCCUGGAACUCCCGCGCCCUGGUGCUGGCUGCGGGCAAGGGCUGGGCGCCGCAGGGGGAGCGCCCUGCAGAGCCCGAUGCCCCCUCCCCUGGGGACCUUAGUGCUGAGGCCUCUGAGCCAGGCUCGGCAAUGGCUGCCCCAGAGCCAGAGGAGAGCAGCUCCCCGGAGAGCUGGGCCAAGGAGGAGCCUGUGGCGCCGUGGGAGCUGGAUGCGGGGGGGCCGCUGCGGGGUAAAGACCAUCGGCGCCACUUCCAGGAGCACUGGCGGCUGGAGUACCUGAUGGACUACCACGGCGAGCGGCACGGGCUGGUGUGCAUGGUGUGUGGGGGAGCACUGGCCACCCUCAAGAUGAGCACCAUCAAACGCCACAUCCGCCAGCGGCACCCUGACUCCACCCUGCUCAGCCACCAGGUCAAAGCCCUGAUCGUGGAGGAGUGGAACCGCAAGGUUGCCCAGCUGGUGGAGAUGGGGGCACCUCUGCCAGAGCAGGCCUCAGGAGACUCCCAGAAUCCUUUGCAGCCAUCUAGCCCCGAGGAGCUGGAUGAGGAUGUGCAGCUACCUGCAGAGAGGGAGGGGGAGGAGGAGGAAGAGGAGGAGGAGGAGAGUGUGUUGGUGGUGGGGACGCCCCCAUCCACCCCACAGAGCCCCGCUGACCCCACAGCUGGCCCCCAGACGGGCCCGGCACCUGCACCGCGGCGGGAGCAGCGGCGGAACUACCAGCUGCACUGGCGCGUGGAAUACCUGAUGGACUACGAUGGCAGGCGGCACGGGCUGGUGUGCAUGGUGUGCGGGGGGGCGCUCGCCACCCUCAAGGUGAGCACCAUCAAGCGCCACAUCCUGCAGGUGCACCCCUUCUCCUUGGACUUCACCCCAGAGGAGCGGCAGACCAUCCUGGAGGCCUACAAUGAGACGGCCCUGUGCUAUGAGCCUGCCCUGGGGGAGGAGUCUGAGGUUAAGCCCUGCCCCUUCCUCCAGGCCACUCCUGCUGAUGGGGAAGAGGCAGAGUUGGCCUGUGCCCCACCCACCAGCACAGCAUAGUUGAUGGACAGGACUCCAUCUUGACUCCUGGGAGCAAGGGUGGGGGGUCCAGGCUAUGGACAGACACCCCUUGCUUAGAGCGUUUGUUUGGGAGUAGGAUAGGGGGUUCUGCACCCACCCAUGCUACAGACGUUGCCCCGUGAACUACACAGCACCUUCCCCCACUCCCAUCCCCACCCUGAUGCAUCUGGUCCUCACGCACUGAUACUCCAUAGCCCAAGCUGUGGGGUGGGGGAAAGGGCCUCACAUGGCCCCCUGUAGCUUUUAAUCCCCCCCAUCCGAGCUGGGGAUGGCACAGAAAUGGGGUUGUUGGGGAUGGGGUCACAUGGGGCUGGAACCCAGCUGCUCAGCGAGCCGGUGGGAUAGGGCGUUUGCAAGACAUGGGUGGUGGGGGGAAGGGAUGAAAUCAUCUCCCUGCCCGGGGCAGGCACUAGUGAGCAAGGGGGCAGCUGCUCUAUUUAAGGGGCCAGUUCCAAACCCCUCCUGGGACUCUUCCCGGCCCCCAGGAUAGCUGGUUUGAAAAGCUAAUGCUCCCCGGCUGCUGCUACCAACUCCCAGCCUCCCCCGGAUCCCAUCUGGCCUCCAAACGGGGCCCAUCUCUUCCUGUCGUCCCCCCGCAUCCUCCCCAGCUGCAGGUUUUCACCCCAGCAGCCUCUUCCUGGCACAGGUGCAGACUGGAAUCCAUGUCCCUUGGAGCUAAUUGGAUGUAAGCCCAAUGCUCCCAUUGACCUCCCCUUUCCCCAACCCACUCCAGGGAAAGUGCCACCCUCUGUGGAGAGUCUAGACUGGCCUUUGCAGUUGUUUAUUAGCUUAAUUAGCUCCAGGAGUCAUCGCACCUCACCUAGAUGCAACAUCCUAAGAAACUUCCUUGGGCUGAAGUUAAACUGACCCUCCCCCGCUGGCACCAGGGAGCCCCGCUAAGUAACCCGCUCCCCUGCCGAAUGCCAAGCAGUGCCGCUCACGUGAGCUGUGCAAGGCCUCGGCCUCCAUCACACCCAUUUUUAUACCAGCCCCAAGGGCGCGUGGAUGGUCACCCAACUGGACCACAGCGUUUUAUACUCGCUUCCACCUGGUGUCAAGGGGGGAAGCGGGGUCCCUGCCUUGAGCUGUGGGGGCUGGAAUUUCAAGUACUGAAGCAAGGUCGGGAGCAGGGCUGCGGCUGGGGGGCCUCGGACGGGGGGUAAGAGAGGUUGAGGCUGGGGGGCCUCGGACGGGGGUAAGGGAGGUCGAGGCUGGGCUGCAGCUGGGGUUGGGGCUGAGGUCUGGAGUGGGGACAGAACUGCAGCCAGGGGCCAAGGCUGGGGGCGGGAGCAGAACCACAGCCGCCAACUGGAAAAGGAUGGGUCAUUUUCUGCUCGAGCUGCCAGGCUUCACAAGGGUCCUGUCCUAAGCUCCCAGCUGCCCCUUGUGUGGCCAAUAGCCCUGUAUCCCUCCACCAGGCAGAGGCAGCAUCUGUUGAGUGGCAGCGAUCCCUCCCCUUCGUUCUUGGCUCUGCACUGGCCCCCCUCUCCCCAGUGAUGGGGGUGGGGAUUGAUGUAGGUGCCCGGGGCACUCCUGCAUGGUCCUGUCUCUGACGUAGGCUGGCAAUGGGAUACUGGUCUAGAUGGGCCUAGUGUUGUAAUGCAGAGGGAGGAGGGGGACACUGGCUUUGAUGGGCCCGUUGGUCUGAGCUGGGGCAGGGAGAAGGGAGACCUGGCCCCAUAGGAUGCAGGAUGAAAGCUCCUUGCAAACCCUUGACAAGCUGGAGCCGCUGGCCCCUGACUGCCAUAGACAGACCGGGGCAACGCUGUCUCCCCCUUCCCUGCUUGCCAAAGCUGCUCCUGCUGGCAGCAGAGAACGUGAUGCCGCCCUACACUGAGCACACGGGGGCCUGUUCCAGCUGCUACUUUGCUAAUGCUAGCCAAUGUGCCCCUCCCAGCUGCAUUCAGGGGCAGUGGUAAGUGGCUCCCACUUUACAAGGGGGAAACUGAGGCACAGAGGGGCUUUCCCUGUGCUCGACUCUGGCUUUCUGGAAGAUGGCCCGGCCUUGCAACUCCAGGGGGUGGGAGAGCCGCUGGAGACAAAUCCACCAGCAACCGCCUGUACUUGCACCCUUGCUCCUAGCCUGCUCUGAUCAGGGUACUGAGCCAGUUGUGGAUCCACACUAGUGCACCCAGCCUCCUUAGCACAGGGGUAGAGUGUUACCCUAGAGCGUGGGGGGAGCCCUAGGGUUACCCCACCAACCCCUUGCUGCUGCCCCCACUUCUCCUCCAAGGCACUGGGGCCAUUCAGUUUUGCUCAUGUCACUCUAAUCAUCCAUAGUGGGAGAUCUUUCAAUGCUUCCCCCCCAUGUCAUCUCUAGGCUGGGGGAGGAGGGGGACCCGCUUUCCGCUCUCUCUGACACAGCAGCCGCCCCCUUGUGCUGGGGCAGCUCUGCUCACGUGCAGCCAGGCUCCAACGUGAUGGGUUUUAAGCAGCCUCCUCUUCAAAGUGCACCGGGACAGCACCCUUUGAGGCUCCAUCUCCGAGCAGCUGCAUGAGCCCAUCAUCUCCACUUGCUGUAGAGAAGUUGCCUAUCAAAGAACAGCAAAAUGCAGCCAUGGGGCUAUAAUGCUGCAUGGGAGGCAGACCUAGUGGUUAGAGACCUGGCUUCAAUUCCCUGCUCCCCCAUAAACUUCCUGUGGUUCCUUGGGGAACUUAUUUAGGCUCAGUGCCCCUCUCUCUACAAUGGGGAUAAUAGCACUGCUCUGCCUCUUGGGGGGAGGAGGGAGAAUAAAUGCAUUAAGGAUUCUGGGGGGCUCAGAUCCAGUGGUACUUUAGAUGAAAGGUUGCAGCUGAUGGGCUGUAGGGUUAGAUGGGGGCCCAUUGGUCUGAUCUGGGAGCAUGGGGGAAGCAGCCUGGCUGGGCCUAUUGCUCUGAGCCAGGGAAGAUACUGGGGGUAGGAGGGGCUCGAGAGGCCUCUGGUUCUGAUCCAUGCUGCAUAAUCUAGACCAAAAAGGUGCUUAGAUGUUACAGCAGAGUUGCCUUAGCACAGCUGAGGGGGAAGUGAACUGGGGAUAGAAACAAGGCCUCAUUCUCGUACAGCUCCUCUCCUCUACUGCAAGGAAAAACCCUGGGCCCUGGCUUGGCUCAGGUUGUGACAGUAGAAGGGGGCAGAGCUAGCACGUUACUAUCUAGAGCCCAUCAUGCAGGGCUGGAUCUGCUGCUAAACACUCCCCUCCUCAAGGAGGAAUAGUCCCCGGACACUUCGGGCUCCGGUAGCUGUGAAGAGCAGAAACCAGCCAUAGCAAUGGGUGGUGCUGAAUUCCCACCCCACACAGCUCUCAGCCGAGAAGGGGCAGGUCUUCCUCCUUCCAGCCAAGCUCUGCUGCAGUCCAGGGUUGGCGGGGGGAGUCUGAUGCAAAUCUAACAGCCCUACCGCAAGCCUCACGUUUAGUGCCCCAUGGCAAGCCCCUCCUUUCAAGAAUAGCUUUGGGCUCCAGCCAGCACUAUGGCCCCUGCCUGAGCUAUUAAGAGCUGGGUGUAGCGAUGGGAAGGCAGGAGCUGUGCAGCAGGCAGCUGGUAGAAAUACCCAGCUCCCAGCCUUCUAGACUGAAUGGCUCUUUCCUGUGAAGCUGCAUAGCUAGUGUUCAAGAGCUGCCUUUGUGUAAUCAUGCUUCCUCUGUGCGCCCACCCCAGCCACGAAUGGAGGUUCAUAGCUCUUCAGCUUCAAGGUAGAGGCCUGAAGAGCAAAGUAGGACGGUGAGCCCAGGAAUCCCUUACCCUACACAGCAGGUUUGGCGGGAGGGUAGAAGACACAAGUUAACAUUCCAGGCCUUCAUGGGUAACACGCCAAGUGACAUCAAGCCCCUGCCCCAUGGCACAGGGCUGCUUUUUCACAGGAGCUGCAGGCUCUCCCUCUGGACUCAGAAGGUGCCUGCACCCUGGAGGCAUUUUGCUUGUAGAUUCUUACCUUGGUUUUAGUGCUAGCUCCAGCAUCUCAGAGCAUGCUCUAGUGACCACGCCUGAUGUGUUGGAAGUGGUUAUCCAAGGGGAGUCUUCGUGGUUCCAACGCUGUUGCAUGAAUGGUGUUCAGAGCCAUCUUCUUGGGCUUCCCUUCUUCCAUUCCAGCUCUGUAUAUACCCUGCUCUGGAGAGCAGGUAAGGUGGGUUCUUAACAUACAAAGAUAUGCAAAGUUAGGACAUUUCACAGUCUCCAUUGGUGCAUGCUGCGGGCAAGUCCAGCAAAGCCGGUUUCAGACUCUCACGUGAAGUCUAUAGUGAUUGGUAGCUGCCAUCGGUUUAGGUUUUUGUACUUUACCAGCGUAGGUACCACUAAGAUGGUAGGUCACUAGGCACGGGAACAGUCACGCUUGCCAGUGUAGGAGGUAGGUAGCCCAGCUUAGAGGCCUCACUUUCCAGAAUUUUCCAGGCGUAUGGAGAGUAGCAGCUUGAUUCAAAUCUCAAUCUUCCCUACCACGAAUGACGUUACAAAAACCAGGUGGCAGGUUGGUGUCAUUUGAGUUACGGACUUAGCUGUGCCCAUCUUGACUAGACGCUACAAUCAUCUCAGUUAAGCCCUACCUGAAGCCUGAGUGGUUUCGAGUGAAAUGUUUUUAUACACCACCCCUCCCUCCCCUCCAGAGAGCGACUUGCUCCUUGUAGCUACCAUGUAAAUGUUCUGAAUUAUAUUUAUAUGCCUAUGUUACACUUUAGUGACAGUAUUGGAAUAUUUGUACGUGGUCCUCGUGAAAAGGUGUUUUGCAUCAGUAUGUUUUUUUAUAUGCAUAUGUUUUGUAAACAUGUUAAAUAAAGCCUUUCAAAAGA